Messenger RNA from Onthophagus taurus, 4382 nucleotides. NCBI's taxonomy places the organism in Eukaryota, Metazoa, Arthropoda, Insecta, Coleoptera, Scarabaeidae. The record is from RefSeq and is a predicted model, not a curated record.
UGUUUUUACGAUAAACCAAACACCAUGGAUCGAGCUAGACAUCUGUAUGGGGCCGUUAGAUACAUUUUCCAACGAUCGGAUGAUGGGGCAGCUUCAUCGACGGCUGAAAAGCGCACUGAAACGAGUAAGACUUCGGUCAGUAGUGAAUGUCGUAUCAUUUUUAUCAACAAACCACAACCGGUAGCAAGUAAAUUUAUGAAUAAUAGGGUAACUACAGCCAAAUACAGUUUUCUUCGAUUUUUACCACUUUUUUUAUUCGAGCAAUUCCGAAGAUGGGCAAAUAUUUUCUUUUUAAUGAUAGCACUACUUCAACAAAUUCCGGAUGUUUCGCCAACCGGAAGAUAUACAACUUUAGUUCCUCUCGUAUUUAUAUUAUCUGUAUCGGCAAUUAAAGAAAUAAUUGAAGACUGGAAAAGACAUAAAGCAGAUGAAGAAACGAAUCAUCGUAUGGUUGAAGUUUUUCGUGAUGGUCAAUGGGUUAAUUUGAAAUGGAUGAAUGUGGGCGUUGGAGACAUAGUAAAAGUGUAUAACAAUAAUUUUUUUCCCGCUGAUUUAUUGUUGUUAUCGUCCAGUGAGCCACAAGGAAUAAGUUUUAUAGAAACGGCAAAUUUGGAUGGUGAAACGAAUUUAAAAAUACGUCAAGCGUUGCAAGUAACGAGUAAUAUAACGACGUCGGAAAUGUUAAAAACGUUAUCUGGAACUAUUGAAUGUGAACAACCGAGUCGGUAUUUGUACGAAUUUACUGGAACUUUAAAGAAAACGGAUGAAUUAGCACAACCGAUUCGACCAGACCAAAUUUUAUUAAGAGGGGCUAUGUUAAGAAAUACAACUUGGGUUUAUGGAUUAGUUAUUUAUACAGGACAUGAGACUAAAUUAAUGAAAAAUUCAAUGAAAGCACCUUUAAAAAGAUCUAGCAUAGAUAAAUUGACCAAUUAUCAAAUAUUAUUAUUAUUUCUUAUUUUAUUAAUUAUGUGUACAGUUUGUACUAUCGGAAGUACAAUUUGGACAAAUUGGCAUUUAGAUUACGAUUGGUACAUUGGUUUAAACGAUAUCUCACAUAAUAUAGCGUUUAAUUUUUUGACUUUUAUCAUUUUGUUUAAUAAUUUAGUCCCGAUUUCUUUACAAGUUACAUUAGAGGUCGUACGAUUUAUGCAAGCAAUUUUUAUUAAUAUGGAUCGUGAAAUGUAUUACGCCGAAACGGAUACGCCAGCAAUGGCAAGAACAUCAAAUUUAAACGAAGAACUCGGUCAAGUCAAAUAUAUUUUUUCGGAUAAAACCGGAACUUUAACAAGAAACGUUAUGGAAUUCAAAAAAUGUAGUGUUGGUGACGAAAUUUAUUCAUUAACUGAAGGUGAAGAACAACCUUUAAUACUUACCCAUAUUAAAAAUAAACACAAAAAUGCUGAAGUUCUCAAUCAAAUGUUGACUCUUAUGUCUGUUUGUCACACUGUGAUACCGGAAAGGAUGCCUGAUGGAGAAUUAAAUUAUCAUGCCGCUUCACCAGAUGAAAGAGCUUUAGUAUACGGAGCCUCUAAAUUCGGUUAUAAAUUUGAUGUACGAACGCCUGAUUAUGUCGAGGUGAUCGCAUUAGGUGAACGACAUCAAUAUAAAAUCCUCAAUGUGAUAGAAUUUACUUCAACUCGUAAACGGAUGUCUGUGAUCGUACAGGGACCCAAUCAAAAAAUUUAUUUGUACUGCAAAGGCGCUGAUACGGUUAUUUACGAACGUUUAUCAUCGGAAGGCCAAGACAACAAAGACGCUUUACUUCAACAACUCGAGGUGUUCGCAACGGAAGGCUUACGAACAUUAUGUUUGGGAUAUAAAGAAUUAAAUUCGGACGUUUAUGAACGUUGGAAUGACGAGUUUCACGCUGCAGCAAUUAACGUACACAAUCGAGAAGAAAAAAUGGAGGAAAUUGCGGAUUUAAUAGAACGCGAUUUAACUUUAAUCGGAGCGACUGCAAUUGAGGAUAAACUUCAGGACGAAGUACCAGAAACGAUCGCAGCACUUUUAAAAGCAGAUAUAAACGUGUGGGUUUUAACCGGUGAUAAACAAGAGACUGCGAUUAAUAUAGGAUAUUCAUCGCGUUUAAUCGGCCAAGGAACUCCUUUAAUUAUUCUAAAUGAAGGCAGCUUAGAUCAUACAAGAGAAGCAAUUUUCCGCCACAACGCUGAUUUCGGGGAAAAUUUAGGAAAACAAAACGAAGUGGCAUUAAUAGUGGAUGGAAAAACGUUAAAAUACUCUUUAGGUUGUGAUUUACGUACUGAUUUUUUAAAACUUUGCGUCUCUUGCAAAGUAGUGAUAUGUUGCCGAGUUUCCCCGUUACAAAAGGCUGAAGUUGUAGAGUACGUAACGAAAUACACAAAAUCGGUGACUUUAGCGAUCGGAGAUGGUGCUAACGAUGUCGCAAUGAUUCAAAAGGCGCACGUUGGAGUGGGCAUUUCGGGCGUUGAAGGUCUUCAAGCGGCUUGCGCCUCGGAUUAUAGCAUAGCCCAAUUUCGAUUUUUGUUACGCCUUUUAUUGGUACACGGCGCUUGGAACUAUACACGCAUGUGUAAAUUAAUUUUGUACAGUUUCUACAAGAACAUUUGUUUGUACGUUGUGUCGUUGUGGUUCGCAAUUUAUUCCGGCUGGUCUGGUCAAAUAGUAUUUGAACGGUGGUCGAUCGGGCUAUAUAACGUGUUUUUCACGGCUUUACCACCAUUAGCAAUUGGGUUAUUUGAUAAGAAUUGUAGUGCCAAUUUAAUGUUGACCCAUCCGAAGUUAUACAAACCAUCCCAAAGCGGGGAAUUAUAUACGUUUAAAUUAUUUUGGUUGUGGGUAUUUAACGCUAUUGUACAUUCGGCUAUUAUAUUUUGGUUUACCAUGUUGGCGGUUCAACAUGAUAUUUUAUGGCACAGUGGACGCGACGGGGGCUAUUUAAUGUUCGGAAAUUGUAUUUAUACGUUUGUUGUCGUGACUGUGUGUUUAAAAGCGGGGUUAAUAACAAGUUCGUGGUGUUGGCCCACUCAUUGCGCAAUUUGGGGAUCGAUUGUAAUUUGGUUUUUAUUUAUUAUAAUUUAUAGCAACUUUUGGCCCGUUUUACCCGUUGGAACCGUUAUGACAGGGAUGUAUAUAAUAAUGUUUACUUCGGCCGUGUUUUGGUUAGGUCUUUUCAUCAUACCAAUAAUCGCAUUGAUUCCAGAUUUUACGAUACGAGUGAUAUUGGGUACUAUUCGAAAAUCUUACACAGAAACCGUUCGAGAGAGGGAAAUUCGACAUCAACCCAUCGAAGUUUCAAGAGAGUCAAAAACUUCAGAGAUUAUCAAUAAUUUUAGGCUGUCUGAGACGGCGAGGCUGCUCAAAAAUGUUCGCAGCGUCUUUCUGAGGCGAAACAACACCCAAGUCGACUUAGAAAUGGCCCAUGGAUUUGCCUUUUCCCAAGAAGAAGGUGGAUCAGUUUCACAAACGGAAGUGAUCAGAGCUUAUGAUACGAAUGCACCAAAACCAUCAGGGAAUUAAUUCAAAUUAAGCACUUAUUAAAACACUAAAAAUGGUAAUGCCAAAAUUUUAGUUUUUUUUUUACUUCGACUCGUCGGAAUUGUGAAAGAUUAAGGUACACAAAUUCUUUAUGCAACCUUUUAUCCAUAAAAGAUGUAGAUAUUGAUCUGGUGUAUAACAUAAAUAUAACAUAUAUUUUUUAAUGUCUGUACUUGAGAAAAUGUGUCAAAAUGUUACAAUCACUACACCUAAAAAAAAAGAAAUUAAAAAAUAUUAAUGUUUCGUCUAUUAUCUACACACGAAGAACGUUUAAACGUGCCUUGAAUGUACUUGGUUGUUUUGUGAUAAAAAAGAACGAAUAAAAUAUCUAUCUGUAUCUUAUAUCUGUCUAAAAUAUGUUUAUUAAAAUCUUUGCGUGAAAAAGUGUCACAAAAAUGUUUUGGUUAUGUUAUGUUACUAAGUUUUUAGGACUUUUAUUUUACACUAGUUAAUCAAUGCAUUAUCUACCUAUUUAAAAAUAUAUAAAAGUUGAUAUAAAUAAAUUUAAAUAAAAAAAUUAAUUAUUAAAACAUAGAUAUUUGAUGUUAUUGAUGGAUUUUUAGGGAUAUGUCUUUGGCUUUUGACGUGUACCUGAAAAUAAAAACUAUUAAAAUUCUACAUUGAAAUUUUUGCGCUUAAUUUUUAUAAUUUUUUUAUGAUACUGAAAGAUUAAUUUAUUCGCAAUGUUGCACUUCCUAUUUGCACUGGGUUUUUAAGAUUAGAUUAUUUAGUUUUCUUCGAAUACGUUUGUCCAAUUACUUUUGAUUCACCAUAUACUUUCUUUACAAUUUAUCUUGUUUCAUUUUGAACAGAAUCAAGUGUAAAAAUGUAUACCAUUUCAAAUAAAGUUUUCAGAAGAAAAA